CUAACGUAGCAAAAUAAAGGGUCCGCUACGUAAUAGAUUUUGCUCUCCACAAAUUAAGGCUACAAAAAAAUAUGGGAUAUUGCAGAUUUGGAGGGAAAAAUAUGGAGUAUUACAUACAUGGAAGCAAAAACAAAUUGACGUUUGAAGACAACAGGAAAAAGAAGGCAACACUACUGGAAGAGCAUUGAUAUAGAGUUCAGGACUCUUUGUUAUACUCUUAAUGGAUAAGAGUUGGAUAAACAUAUUGAAUAGGCUUGAUCCUUUAUAUGAGAAUGGAGCCAAAGAGUUUCUUCAUUUUGCCUCAUUAGAUAGGCCCAAUUCCUCCGAAAUCUUGUGUCCAUGCCGAAAAUGUCGUAAUAGAAAAUUUGUUCCUAAAGAUUUGAUUGUUGAACAUAUUGUGGUUGAUGGAUUUCUAACUAGUUACACUAGUUGGAUUUUUCAUGGUGAGAAAUCAUCACAAGUAACGGGACCAGAUACUCAUGGGAUUGUUCGAACUUUAGGAAAAAGACCAGCUCCAAGUUUAGUUUUUGGCCCAGUAAAUAAACGAUCCCAGGCGGAGCAACGAGAUUUUGAUGCAAGGGUUGAGAUAGAAGUUCAAAAAGCUACCUCAGCUAUCCGAAUUGAUAUGGAGAAAAGGUUGGCUGAAGCAAAGAAAGAUAUGGAAGCAAAACUAGAUGAAAAAGUAUUAGAUGAAAAAGUAAAGGCAAGGAUCCAAGCAUAUUUACAAAGUAUGGGUUUCAGGAAUGGCUCUAAUAGUAAAACAAUCAGUACUGAACAGCUUUCCGAUAACUCAAAUGAAGACCGCCAACAAUCAUUAUCACCGGUUUCAAAUGUUCAAACAAAUAAGGUACCCAGAGACACAUCCCGAAGACGACACUCGGAAGGAACCCGAAGACUUCAUCGAAAUCUUGUUUGUAUUUACUUUCGCGCAUUAUUUAAAAUUGUACAAAACAUAAACUUGGAGUAGUGAAAACUUCACUUUAAUGUUGGGCGAGGAUAUUUAAUUACUUGUUGCUUAUAU
Lycium ferocissimum is the source of this 1021-nucleotide messenger RNA. RefSeq lists its product as uncharacterized. Bases 221 to 967 code for a protein of 248 amino acids. NCBI's taxonomy places the organism in Eukaryota, Viridiplantae, Streptophyta, Magnoliopsida, Solanales, Solanaceae. The record is from RefSeq and is a predicted model, not a curated record. The transcript is spliced from 5 exons.